GCAAAACAGCACAGCCGCACUGUCUCACCUGCCAUUUUGAUUGCUGAUCCUGCCGUCACUCUCCUUGUCCGGCCUCAUCGCUCGCUUAUCCCCAAAUCCCAACCCCCCCUCUCUCUCUCUCUCUCAUGGGUUCCGACUUCAAGGCCAUCCCUCUGAUCGACAUCGGCCCGCUUGUCGAGAAGAUCGACGAUCCAGACAUGGUCGGCGACGAGGGUUUGCUGGGCGUCGUCCGGAAGUUGGACGAUGCCUGCAGGGAGGCUGGAUUCUUUUAUGUGAAAGGACACGGGAUAGCGGAGUCACUAAUGACGGAAGUUCGGGAUGUCACGCGCAAGUUCUUUCAACUUCCCGAUGAGGAAAAGUUAAAGAUCAAAAUGACACCUCAGAGUGGGUAUAGAGGGUAUCAAAGAGUAGGUGAAAAUGUUACCAAGGGUAAACCUGAUAUGCAUGAAGCAAUUGAUUGCUACACGCCUAUCGAACCGGGUAAAUAUGGAGAUCUUGCUAAACCAAUGGAAGGAUCUAAUUUGUGGCCCGAUUACCCAUCAAAUUUCAAAGUACUCCUGGAAGAGUAUUUAAGCCUCGUACGAGAUCUUUCAAGGAAAAUCAUGCGAGGUAUCGCCUUGGCAUUGGGUGCGCCGUUGGAUGCUUUCGAAGGCGGGAUGGCAGGAGAUGCUUUCUGGGUUUUCAGGUUGAUUGGGUAUCCAGUCUCAGCUGACAUUCCACAAGAGCAACGCACUGAUAUUGGAUGUGGAGCUCACACAGAUUAUGGCCUUCUGACGCUGGUUAACCAGGAUGAUGACAUCUGUGCUCUUGAGGUGAGAAACCAGUCUGGUGAGUGGAUAUACGCCAAGCCAGUCCCUGGCACCUUUGUUUGCAACAUCGGUGACAUGCUCAAGGUUUGGUCGAACGGGAUAUAUCAGCCCACGCUCCACAGAGUGGUCAACAACUCCCCUCGUUACCGUGUCUCCGUUGCGUUCUUCUACGAGUCCAACUUCGACACUACGGUGGAGCCUGUGGAGUUUUGCCGGGAGAAAACAGGGGGCGUCGCCAAGUAUGAGAAGGUCGUGUAUGGGGAGCAUCUUGUCCAGAAAGUCCUCACGAACUUCGUCAUGUAAGGAUUGGGGGGAGGGGUACAAAAGGAAUAAAUCUGAAGCACUCCUUCGGGUACUGAAAAUGUUGGUGCAGGCCGAGCACGGCGUUCCAUUAGUUAAUAAAAUCCGCGUGAUGCAAAAGAUGUGCCGAAUGUGCCAAUGCCAUGUGAGAGAUACUAUUACAUGUACUUAGGCACGGCGUGUCGUGGCAUUGUUGCGCAAAGAAAAAUGAACCGAUCUGUGCGUGAUCGAUUGCCUCCAAGGACUGGCCACUUUGUGGAUGAACUCAUCUUCUCGAUGCCA
Molecule: messenger RNA, 1391 nt
Organism: Brachypodium distachyon (stiff brome)
Lineage: Eukaryota; Viridiplantae; Streptophyta; Magnoliopsida; Poales; Poaceae
Product: probable 2-oxoglutarate-dependent dioxygenase At3g50210
Exons: 12
Coding region: 126-1112 (328 amino acids)
Molecular function (GO): dioxygenase activity
Source: RefSeq, a predicted model, not a curated record